This is a messenger RNA of Adineta ricciae, 975 nucleotides long. The record is from the annotation of a GenBank genome assembly. Lineage: Eukaryota; Metazoa; Rotifera; Eurotatoria; Adinetida; Adinetidae.
AUGGUCAGUUUUUAUCGAUUGGCUAUCCUAUGUGUUAUUGCAAUCAUCUUUGGUGUGUUUAUGUUUUUCGCUGUCAUUUGGGAACCUUAUUGUUUUUUUGUCAAACCAUAUUACUCAAAUGAUCUAUCUACUUUAAUAACGUCAGAUAUCUAUACAGUUGGAUCUUCCAACAGUUCGUCAGAUAGCAAAGAUUUGAUAGUAAUGUUGGUGCCAAGCAUUUCAUCCGAACUUAUCCGUCGUUUAGAACUCAUCGAUGUCAAUUUUGAUGAUAAUUUUUCGACCAAUCUUCUUCUACUGCUUGGCAACGAUCCGUAUAGAUUCAGCCUUCAGUAUUUAACUAAACGAAUUAAACGGAAAGUUUUAUUCUUAAAUGUCGGUGUACUUUUUAAUCUCUUCCCUUCCGGAUUCGAUCCAUGCAGAACUCAAACAUCGUAUCGUGUGCGAGGAAAAUGGAACUAUCUAAUGAUGAUUCGAUUUUGGUUCAAACAUCUUUUUGAACUACCACAACUGAAAAACUACGAGUAUAUCAUGAGACUCGAUGAUGAUUCAAAAAUGACCGGUCAUUGGAUUAAUGCUUUCGAUGAAAUGCGUCGAAGAAAAGCUGUCUAUUUCGCGAAUAAUGUUGAUAUUGACAUCGAAGAGCAAUUACCUGGUACAAUGAAAUUGAAACAAGUCACAUAUGAAUAUCUCAAACAAAAUCAUAUAGAACCAAAACAACCUCAAGUGCUACGCGACGCUUUUGGAAACAAUACAGUUCGAAAUUAUUACAACAAUUUUGAAAUCAUCAAAAUGAAAUUCUUCCGACGGAAAGAAAUACGUCAUUGGAUUGAAAGCAUCGAUUCGACCAAUGGAAUUUUUCAUUAUCGAUGGGGCGAUGCUAUAUUACGAUAUCUGACAUUUGCUAUAUUUGCUAAAUCACGUCAAGUUUUACAUAGACCUGAUUAUAAUCUUUCUUAUUGUCAUAAAUGUCCUUGA